CCUCGUACACCGGGACGAUGGCCGGGAGGCGGUUGGUUCUCUUUGAUCUGGGAGGGGUUCUCCUCACCCCCGGGAUACAGGCCGCCUUCACCCGCCUGGAGGAGAGCCUGAGCCUGCCGGGCGGUUUCCUCAUGAAAGUGUUUGUGAAGAGCGGUGCGGAUGGACCCUUCGCCCGGGCGGAGAGAGGCCAGAUCCCCUUCUCUAAGUUUCUUUCAGAAAUGAACAAAGAAUGUGAGGCGUUUGCCAAGGAGUCCGGGGUCACCCUUCCCGAGUCCUUCUCCCUGGAACCCGCCUUCCAGGGCAUCUAUCAGAACGGCGGCAUCAAUAAGCCCAUGCUGACGGCCGCUAUGGCCCUCAAACGGCACGGCUUUAAGACUUGCGUGCUAACCAACAACUGGGUAGACGACGGCGCGGACCGUGCGCUCACCGCGGACCUCCUCUCCGUGCUGAGCCGGCACUUCGACAUGGUGAUCGAGUCGUGCCGCAUCGGAAUGAGGAAACCCGAAACUCGCAUCUACGAGUACGCCCUGAAGAUGCUGAAAGCCGAGCCCAGUGAGACCAUCUUUCUGGAUGAUAUCGGUGCCAACCUGAAACCGGCCCGGGAGCUGGGCAUCUCCACCGUGCUGGUCAGGGACACGGAGAAAGCCUUGAAGGAGCUGGAAGAGUUAUCAGGAGUCCAGUUGCUGGAGAAAGGAGAGAUCGCACCAAUCGCAGCGGACCCGGAGAGUGUCUCCCAUGGUUUUGUCCCAGUAAAGCCUGGUGUGAAACUGCAUUAUGUAGAGAUGGGGAACGGGCCGGCCAUCUGCAUGUGUCACGGCUUUCCUGAGAGCUGGUACUCAUGGAGGUAUCAGCUGCCGGCUCUGGCUGACGCUGGGUACAGGGUCAUAGCUCUAGAUAUGAAGGGUUUUGGGGAUUCCUCUUCUCCACAUGAAAUAGAAGAGUAUUCCCAGCAAGAACUCUGCAAGGAUCUGGUCAUUUUUCUGGAUAAGCUGGGUAUAUCCCAGGCGACGUUCAUUGGACAUGACUGGGGUGGUGCCCUUGUCUGGAAUAUGGCGCUUUUCUACCCAGAACGGGUCCGGGCGGUGGCAUCACUGAACACCCCGUUCUUUGGGAUUAAUCCAGAUGUCCCAGCCAGUGAACUGGUAAAGGCCAACCCGAUCUUCGACUACCAAAUAUAUUUCCAGGAGCCGGGUGUUGCCGAGGCCGAGCUGGAGAAGAAUCUGGAGAGAACAUUCAAAAUAUUCUUCCGCGGGACAGGAGAGAUGGAAAAAAUUCCGCGUCUAAGUACAAGCAGCGUAUGUGAAAGAGGAGGGCUGUUUGUGGGUCUCCCGGAGGAAAUUCCUCGCAGUAAAAUAUUAAGCGAAUCCGACCUGCAGUUUUACAUCAAGCAGUUCAAAAAGAGCGGAUUCAGGGGACCAUUAAACUGGUACAGGAACAUGGACCGGACCUGGAAGUGGAUUAGAACUGCCCAUGACUGGAAGAUCCUGGUGCCGGCACUGAUGGUGACUGCCGGGAGGGAUCCGGUCCUGCUGCCUGUCAUGAGUACCGGCAUGGAGAAUCGGAUCCCAAAUCUGACACGGGGACAUAUCGAGGAGUGCGGCCACUGGACACAAAUGGAGAGGCCGGCAGCGCUAAACGAGAUCCUCAUCAAGUGGCUUGGGGAAGUUCACGCAUCGGCCGUUCCCUCCAAGCUAUGAGCUGCCGACUCUCCGCUCAUCACGCACACCAGCGUCUGCCUCGGCCAGCCGCGGCGAAUCCUCUAAUGCCGUAGCCCGAGACAAUAGCCGAGCUCGUUAAUUGUCCGCCGGUCAUGCAGCUAAUUCAGAGAGUCAUUCCUAUUACCA
This is a messenger RNA of Nanorana parkeri, 1844 nucleotides long. It is a transcript of the gene EPHX2, whose product is annotated as epoxide hydrolase 2. Gene Ontology annotation, cellular component: peroxisome. NCBI's taxonomy places the organism in Eukaryota, Metazoa, Chordata, Amphibia, Anura, Dicroglossidae. The record is from RefSeq and is a predicted model, not a curated record. The transcript has 19 exons. Bases 18 to 1697 code for a protein of 559 amino acids. Gene Ontology annotation, molecular function: magnesium ion binding; lipid phosphatase activity. Gene Ontology annotation, biological process: cholesterol homeostasis; phospholipid dephosphorylation.